AAACAGUAGGGAGGGAAGGGCUUAUGAACUUCACUUUGCAGAAGUGAAACACUAAACUAGAAACCUGAAUGUUAAAUAGGAUCGAUUUAUUACACAUUAUAUAAUUUAUCCACACAGCUACAACUUUGGUAGUUUCCAGUCAAUGAACAUUUUCCUGAUCGUAAGUAGAGAACAAACAGUCAACACACACUGAGCUAUGGCUUCCUCCAGCAUUGUCCUGUCUGAAGAGCAGUUCCAUUGUUCUAUCUGUCUGGAUGUGUUCACUGAGCCAGUCUCCAUCCCAUGUGGACACAACUACUGCAAGGCCUGUAUCAGAGGAUACUGGGACAGCACUGACCUGUGCCAGUGUCCAAUGUGUAAAAAGACAUUUGAUAAGAGACCUGAUCUCUUUGUUAAUACUUUCAUUUCUGAAAUGGCUGCUCAGCUCAAGAAGUUGGCUCCAGUUAUGGUCACACCCACCACCCCAGGAAAAACCCAAACCACAACCCUUGCCAAACCUGGAGAAGUACCAUGUGAUGUCUGUACUGGGGGGGAGCACAAUGCCCUGAAGUCCUGUCUGGUGUGUCUGGCCUCUUUCUGUGAGACUCACCUGGAGCCUCAUCAGAGAGUGGCAUCUUUCAAGAAACACAAGCUGAUCGACCCUGUGGAGAACCUGGAAGACAGGGUGUGUAAGAAGCAUGAGAGACCCCUGGAGCUGUUCUGUAGGACUGAUCAGAUGUGUGUGUGUCAGUUCUGCACCGAGACAGACCACAAGACUCACAAGACUGUCCCCAUAGAGGAAGAGUAUAGAGAGAGGAAGACUCAGAUGAGGAAGACAAAGGGUAAAGUUCAGGAGAUGAUCCAGGAGAGACUGCUGAAGGUUAAGGAGAUCAAACAGGCAGUAGAUCUCUGCAAGAGAAAUGCAGAGAGAGAGAUAGCAGACAGCAUGGAGGUCUUCACGGUUUUAGUGCGCUGUAUUGAGAGAAGCCAGGCUGAGCUCAUAGAGGUGGUUGAGGAGAAGCAGAAAGUAUCAGAGAAGCGGGCAGAAAGGUUCAUUGAAGAGCUGGAGCAGGAAAUAACUGAGUUAAAGAGAAGAACCCCUGAGAUAGAGCACAUUUUAGAUAUUAAAGAUCUCCUCCUGCUCCUCCAGACCUCCCCAUCUAGCUGCACUCUUCCACCUACCAAGAACUGGUCUGAGGUCACUGUUCAAAGCGGUCUUGGUGUGGGGACUCUGAGGAGAGCUGUGUCUCAGGUGGAGGAGACAUUAAAUAAAAUUAGGGAGAAGUUGUGUGAUGCUGAGAUGAAGAGGGUCCAGCAAUGGGCAGUGGAUGUGACUCUGGACCCUGAUACAGCACAUCCAGGCCUCAUCUUGGCUGCGGACAGGAAACAAGUGAGAUAUGGAGACAUAACGAAGGUUCUACAUGACAACCAAAAGAGAUUUGUUAAUAAUCCCCGUGUUUUAGGGAGGGAGGGGUUCUCCUCAGGAAGAUUCUACUAUGAGGUGCAGGUGGAGGGGAAGUCUAUGUGGGUUUUAGGAGUGGCUAGAGAGUCCAUCAACAGGAAGGAUUGUGGUGUAUCACCGAGUCCUGUAGAUGGAUACUGGACUGUGGGGCAAUGGAAUAUGAAUGAAUACAAGGCUCACGCUGGGCCUUGGGUCAACCUCUCCCUGAGAGAGAAGCCCCAGCAGGUGGGGGUGUUUGUGGAUUAUGAGGAGGGUGAGGUCUCCUUUUACAAUGUGGAGGCCAGGUCUCAUAUCUACUCUUUCACUGACUGCACCUUCACUGAGAGACUCUACCCAUUCUUCUCUACAGGUACAAAUACCUCUGGUGAUAACUCAGCUCCACUUAUCAUCUUUACAAUGAAGUCUGACUGAGUUUAGUGAAGAUGGAACUCAGUCACAGGGAUUCCCAGCAAUAUGCCUCAUUUAAUGUGUUGACAUUUCUUCUUGCGAUAGAGAAUUUGAGUGUUAGUACUUAUCAGUUGAUCAGAUUUUAUAAUGAAGAAUGGAUCUCUUAUGUCCUAGUACUAUAUUACAAUGUACAUUAAAAAACGAUUUCCUGUGAA
Salvelinus sp. IW2-2015 is the source of this 2043-nucleotide messenger RNA. RefSeq names its product E3 ubiquitin-protein ligase TRIM39. Lineage: Eukaryota; Metazoa; Chordata; Actinopteri; Salmoniformes; Salmonidae. Gene Ontology annotation, molecular function: zinc ion binding; protein binding. The record is from RefSeq and is a predicted model, not a curated record.